ACGCCGAAUUAUCAUUCUGAGUUUUGAGGAAAAAGAACUCAAAAGAUUUUCUUUUCGUUUUUCUUUUCUCUUCUUUAUAAAAUAGUUUCUUAAUCGAAAGAUUCUCAUGAAUCUUCAUUUUAAAUUUAGUAUACAUUGAACGUACGCUUUAUGCGUAAUUUUAGUGAAUUGUCUUUACAAAAAACUUGUGUUCAUUAUGUAUAAUUUUCAACGCAUAGUAACACAUUCUCGGUGUUUUUUCUCCUCUAAACCACAAUUUAUCAAGCCAGUAUUGAGUGUACAAUUUAUUAAAGAUGCAAGCAUAAAUUCAAGAUUGUUUCAUAGAAGUUGUAUAGCUUAUCAGAAAGUUGAAAAAUCUAAAGAAUCUGGUUCCAGUCAAAACUCUGGUAAUGAUAGUUCAAAAACAAAAUAUUUUCUAAUUUCUGCUGGUUCGUUAUUGGUUGCUGGAUCCUUGUACACUAUCUUAUACACCGAUAUUUUUUCAAAAAGUGGAGAGAAGAAAUCUGAUUCUAAAAAGAAAAUUGUGAAAAUUCCAUCAGAUUCGAAUAACAUUCCUAAGAGAAUACCUUACCUAUUGAUAGGCGGUGGCACUGCUUCAUUUUCUGCUUUUCGAGCAAUCAAGUCCAAUGAUCCGACUGCUAAGGUUCUUGUGAUCUCUAAUGAACUUUAUUAUCCGUAUAUGAGAACACCUUUGUCGAAAGAGAUCUGGUUUCAAGAUGAUAAAGAUGAUGUUUUAGAAAAAUUGAAUUUCAAGCAGUGGUAUGGAGCUGAAAGAAGUUUGUUUUAUGAGCCGGCAGAUUUCUACAUCAGCUGUGAGAAAAUAACGGAUGAUCCUAAAGGUGGUAUAGCUGUCGCUCGGGGAUGGUCCGUUACCAAAUUAGAUCCUGGUAGUAAAAAAGCGUACUUAGACGAUGGAUCCGUCAUCGAGUACGAGAAAUGUUUAUUAGCCACUGGAGUGCGGCCGAAAAACACACCAGCUUUUGAAAAUGCUAAAGAUAUCGAAGAUAAAGUAACAUUAUUCCGCACUGUAGAUGAUUUUAAAAAAUUGUACAAAAUUGUUACCAGUGGUCCCAAAACUAUUGCUAUCAUCGGUGGAAGUUUCUUGGGAACAGAACUAGCUUGUGCUCUGUCUAAAGAUGGCACCUCUGGUAUUAAAAUUAUUCAAGUGUAUCCUGAGAAAGGAAAUCUGGCCAAAGUACUGCCAGCCUAUUUAAGUUCCUGGACGACAGAAAAAAUUCGUGAACAAAAAAUUGAUGUUAUCAACAACGCUGACGUAAGCGAAGCCACGCUUUCACCGAAUAAGAAACAAGUGAAAAUGAAGCUUACUGAUGGCCGAGAGAUCGUCGCAGAUCACGUCGUCGUUGCUGCUGGUUCUGAAGUGAAUACGGAAUUAGCCCAAUCGUCUGGAUUGGAAAUCGAUCCUGAAUUAGGCGGUAUUUUAGUCAAUAGUGAACUUUGUGCUCGAUCUAAUGUCUAUGCAGCUGGUGAUUGCGCCUGCUUUUAUGAUGUUCAACUGGGUAGAAGACGAGUAGAGCACCACGACCACGCAAUAGUUUCAGGACGUUUGGCUGGGGAAAACAUGGUCGGAGCAGGAAAAAUUUACUCCCACCAAUCUAUGUUCUGGUCUGAUUUGGGUCCUAAAAUAACAUUUGAAGCAAUCGGUAUCAUUGAUUCUACCCUUCCUACUGUUGCUAUUUAUGCGAAAAGUAAAGAAGAUGAAUCUAAUAAAGAUGCCCAAGAAAAGGACGAGAAAGAUAAAAAACCAGAAAACCCCAAGAAUAUUACUACUACUCUUCCUAGAGAAGGAGAAGAUUACAGUAAAGGUGUAAUCUUUUAUUUAAAGAAUGAUUUAAUCGUUGGGAUUGUUUUGUGGAACAUUUUCAAUGGCAUGCCUAUCGCUCGACAAGUUCUCAAGGAAAGGAAAAAAUUCGAAGAUUUGAACGAAGUUGCGAAAUUAUUCAACAUUCAUUCGAUGGAUAAGAACGAUUCGUAAUGAGCUUAAUAUUUUAUUUAGGACGGUACUUUUCGCAUUGAAAAAGUUGUACAGUGAAUAGAUUUGUGUAUUUUUGAUUAUAACUGCAAUCUUUCAUGUAGUUACAAAUUUGUUAGCUUCUGCGAGGAAAUUUUAAAUUUUUAAGAUGUGUAGUUAUGUACAUAAAACUCCACCUAAGUAUUUGUUAAUAAUCGUACCAGUUUUCCAAGAACUGUUUAUUUAAGUAAUAUCGUGAAUGUAUGCUGCAAAUAUAUUCUGUUAUUGCUGAA
Messenger RNA from Planococcus citri (citrus mealybug), 2262 nucleotides. It is a transcript of the gene AIF, whose product is annotated as Apoptosis inducing factor. Gene Ontology annotation, molecular function: FAD binding; NAD(P)H oxidase H2O2-forming activity; protein dimerization activity. NCBI's taxonomy places the organism in Eukaryota, Metazoa, Arthropoda, Insecta, Hemiptera, Pseudococcidae. The record is from RefSeq and is a predicted model, not a curated record. Gene Ontology annotation, biological process: apoptotic process; mitochondrial respiratory chain complex assembly. Bases 197 to 1993 code for a protein of 598 amino acids. The transcript is spliced from 14 exons. Gene Ontology annotation, cellular component: cytoplasm; mitochondrion.